Messenger RNA from Microthlaspi erraticum, 1248 nucleotides. The record is from the annotation of a GenBank genome assembly. Lineage: Eukaryota; Viridiplantae; Streptophyta; Magnoliopsida; Brassicales; Brassicaceae.
AUGGCAGAAGUGACCGUUAUUUCUUCAACCAUUGUCCGACCUGGAAACAAAGAUCAACCGGGUCGGGAAAAGAUCCAUCUAGCUCCACAUGACCUCCACCUUCUUUAUCUUGUUUAUCCUCAAAGAGGUCUUCUCUUCCCCAAACCCGACCCGAAAACCCGUUUCAUCCCUCAGCUAAAGGCCGCUCUCUCCACUGCCUUAGAGAUAUAUUUCCCGUUCGCUGGUCGUCUCGUCAAAGUGGACAAUCACCAAGACAAUACAGUGUCGUUUUACAUCGACUGUGACGGAUCAGGCGCCAAGUUCGUUCACGCCAAGGCCGAGUCUGUCUCCGUCGACGAGCUUCUUCAGUCUCGUGGCUCUGUUCCACAUUUCAUGAAUCUUUUCUUCCCGGCAAACAAUGUGGAAAGCCGUGACGCCCUAACCUCAGAGAUCUUGCUUGCAUUGCAAGUCACCGAGAUGAAAGAUGGAGUUUUCAUCAGUUUCGGUUAUAACCACAUGGUGGCUGAUGGUUGUUCGUUCUGGAGCUUCUUCCACACUUGGUCCAACAUUUUCCGGACCGGUUCCGGUCACAACUCUCAGCCUCUUGCUCUCAAAGAUUGGUCACUUGACAAGAUUGAUUACCCGGUCCGUAUACCGGUUUCAGAGAUGGAGAGGCCACAAAACUGUGAGAAUCCAACUAAAGAGCGAGUUUUCCACUUCUCAAAGAAGAAAAUCUCAUAUCUCAAAGAGAAAGCCAACGACGAAACCGGCUCCAUUGAUUCGAAAGUGUCUUCUCUUCAAGCGCUGCCGUCUGCCGACAUGAGAAGGAGGCUAAACCCUCCGCUUGAGAAAGAGUGUUUUGGGAAUUUGGCUCAUCUCGCGGUAGCUACGACCACAGUGGGAGAGGUUUUGGACCACGGUCUAGGCUGGACCGCUUUGCAAAUAAGUAAAUCUGUGAGGUCACAAACGAAUGAAAGUUAUAAUGCGUUUGCAGAGAAUUGGGUUAGAAAUGUUGAGGUCCCAAAAAUAGGGGUUGGAAGUAGAAUGGCUGAUAAUUCUUUGAUCGUUGCAAGCUCUCCAUGGUUUGACGUGUACGGUCAUGAUUUCGGUUGGGGAAAACCGGUCGCGGCUCGAGCUGGACCGAGUAAUGGUGUUGGUGGUUUGCUCGUAAUGUUUCGUGGGGUUGAAGAAGGGAGUAUUGAUGUUCAUGCGAUCUUGACUUCAUCAUUAUGGUCUGAUGCACUAGCUAUUAUUAAGAAUCCUUGUUAG